AUGAUGCCAAACCGCAGUCGGAGGAACAUUGCGCUCGCUUGCGAUUCAUGUCGAAGGCGGAAAAUCCGAUGCGAUGGUGUUGAACCUAGCUGCGCCCCCUGCGAGCGGCGUCACUCCCCCUGCCGCUAUCCCGGGAAUCAUAGGAGGCGCCUUGACAACAGGCACAUAUACGCAUCCAAAUCAUUCAAAGAGCAGGGAUUGAUUCCCAACGGCUCCUCUGCAACUAUCCACAGCGAGUCUCUUGGGGCUCCUGUCGGCAUUUCGGCAAGAGCUCAAGAUAACGAGAUUCCAAUCCAUCCUUCAUUUACAAACACAAUGCCGCUGACGGUGAGAAGUCUUCAACCAGAGAUUGAAGAUGAAAGCUCCCAUUCUAUUGCAGAGGGUUUAAACCAGCCACAGCUUACGGCAAUGGGUAUAACAUCUGACCGACCCUCUAGUGUGCCUGAUCAUCGAAGGGAGUUUUUCGGCGAUUCGUCAAUCGCCUCUUUCUUGAAACAAAUCCCAGUCCCUGGAUCAUUACAUCAUAAGACUCUAGGCAGAAGUACAACACUCCCCAACAAAGCAACUCGGAAUCUCAGCCCUCUUGAUCUACCCUCUCGUCCGCUGGCGGACCAUCUUAUGACGAGUUAUUUUGACAAAUUUCACGUUCUCUAUCCCUUCAUCCAUAAGCCGUCGAUCUUGCGUGCUUAUAGGAAUAUUUGGGCCCACGGCACCGUUACAGAUCAAGAGAUACCGCCACCUCGGAUUGGCCUGGGACACCCGGACGUGCAAACCUCGAUAUUUCUUAGUGCCUUGAACAUCAUUAUGGCGCUUGGGUGCCAUUUCGCUCGGCUAGAUCCUACAACAUGUCAAGUAACGUCUGCUGAGCUUUUGCAGCGCUCGCGGAACUGUCUGCAUGACGUUGAUCAAGACGCGGGUGAUCUAGCCCUUGUCCAGACCUUCUUGCUUACUGCGUUCUACCUCCAAGGAGGCCAGUCUCCUUCAAAAUGCUGGAAUGUUAUUGGUCUCGCGUGUAGAAUGGCCCAAGGUCUUGGUAUGCAUUCGCUGAAAGCGGACGAUAGUCGCCAUCCAGCUGAAAUUCAGAUGAGGAGACGAGUUUGGCAUGGUUGCAUUAUGCUAGACCUGGCAAGUAUUAUGAUGUUAGGUCGUCCGCCCAUGAUUCAUGGAUCAGUAGUACCCUUGCCAGAGGCCUUCGAUGACGAAGAUUUGGACCCAUCCACCAGGCAGCCUUACGCAUUGUCUCGACCAACUUCCAAGACGGAGUUUCUUGUACAAACUCUGAAGCUACACAUAAUCUUGAGGAAGGUCCUAUUGGAAGUAUACGAGCGUUGGGAGAACUCAGACGUGAUUGGUACUCAAGCGUAUUUGGACCCCGAGGAUAAUCGCCCUCAAGCCGUGACCAGACUAGAUGCAGAAUUGGUGGCUUUUCUGUCCCAUGUUCCAGCUGCAUUGCAAUGGAAAAAGUCUGCCCUAGUUUCGGGGCCCGCCGAGCAAUUCUCCCGCGAGAGGAUCCUUCUCCAAGCAAGAUUCUUGCAUCUAAGAAUAUUACUUCUCAGGCCGUCCUUAUCCCGACUUUAUCGGGAGAGUCGUUUGUCACAGGAAAAACAUGCUCAAGUGGCAUCAGAAACGCCGCUGGAUGAAAUGAGAAGUCGACUGUCCCGAGACCUCGAUAUGAGCUGUGCAGCUUACUGCGUUGAGACUACGAUUGAGCUGUCACACCUCAUGAAUGAGAGUUCCCAGGCAGAGCUCGCAAGUGUGUGGUGGUACAAUAUAUUCUGUAUGCCUCCGAUCCGCACUAUCCAACCUUGGAAUGCGCCUCUAACCUCUCACUAG
Molecule: messenger RNA, 1833 nt
Organism: Penicillium salamii
Lineage: Eukaryota; Fungi; Ascomycota; Eurotiomycetes; Eurotiales; Aspergillaceae
Source: the annotation of a GenBank genome assembly